Molecule: messenger RNA, 2629 nt
Organism: Chaetomium strumarium
Lineage: Eukaryota; Fungi; Ascomycota; Sordariomycetes; Sordariales; Chaetomiaceae
Product: Sec34-like family-domain-containing protein
Exons: 5
Coding region: 78-2501 (807 amino acids)
Biological process (GO): cytoplasm to vacuole targeting by the Cvt pathway; intracellular protein transport; autophagy
Cellular component (GO): membrane; cis-Golgi network; COG complex
Source: RefSeq, a predicted model, not a curated record
CCGUGCAAGGGCAGGUUGAGCGGAGCUCAUAUUCCCAUCUAUCGCUCAACUGUUCAAACCUCUGGGAAGCUCCUAAAAUGUACGAAGAGUCCUGGUACAGCUUUGUACCGGAUUUCCAACAGCUGCCGCCCGUCUCAGGAAGCCAGCCCAUUAGACAUCGACGGAAAGAAUCCCUCCUGCAGCAACCGAAUGGUACCGCAGACAGCCUUAAUGCUGCCGAACCUCUCCCUGCACUCUUUGAAGAUCAGGAAGAUGCCAACUCGCCGCCACAGCCCACCUUAUCACAGAGGGCGAAGUCCUACUCUGAUUUCUAUGAUAUCGUAAAGUCACAGCUGCCCAGCCAUGCCCCGAGAAAGAAGCGUCAGAGGCGGCGAAGCGGUCGCGGUUGGGAGGCGUUGGCUCUCCCAGAUUCUGUGACGGCAAGAUUGCCGGCAGAAAAGGAGGUCCUUGAUAAUGGGCUGGAGAGGGAGUUGCUCCAGGCAAGCCAGCAGGAGCACCUGCUGUACUACGAUGAACUGGAGAUGACGGAGAGGCACCUCGGCAAUCUCAUCGCGGACGCGAACACCGCUCUCAAGGUUCUCGAGUCGUUGACCCAUUCCUUCCGGGAAGUCGAUGAGCAAACGACGUCCUUCCAGGCACAAUGUGAGGGCCUCUUGACCGAGCAAAAGCGCCUGCAGAUACUCGCAGACUCCGUGGGGAGAGACCUCCAAUAUUACACCUACCUCGACUCCGCAACACGCCGACUCAAUGCCCCUGGCGCCGGUCGGCUUGUCGAAGGAGUUAGUUUUGCUGAGAUUCUGUCGACCUUGGACUCUUGCAUUGAAUUCAUGAAGAAUAAUUCUUCAUACCGGGAUGCCGAGUCAUACCUUGCGCGGUAUCAAGCAUUACUCACCAAAGCAUUGCACCUGCUUGAGGUGGGCUUCGUUAACCACCUGAACAAAGUGUCCGCCGAGAUCUCGAGGCAGAUCGCUGCAACGCAAUCCGAGUCGGCCCGCCACGCCCUCGCCUACGGUCGUUUUGAGGAGAUGGUUCUGGAAUCGUACUCCUUGAUUCCAAACGUACAGAUCGUGGUGCGGAGUGCCUAUGACCACGAUGGCCAGCCAUCAUCAAUCCCUAAUUCUGACAUCUACGCGAAUACUGCGACCAACCUGUUCCACGCUUACUGGGCUGCCCGAGAGCGGGAUAUCAAACCCAUCAUUCAGCACGAUCUCGAUGCCUUCAGGACGGAGGCCAAGCAGUCCGUAGAAACAGCGGCGAGGAACUUUGUCAAGCAAUGUUUCGAACGCUCCUAUAACGAGGCGUCCCUCUUCACACGGAUAUUUUCCGUGGAUACCCAAUUCUCAACGAACCCGAAGUCCGCGUUUGUGGCUCUCAAGUCUCAACGCUCGGUGCUCACAGGGUCGAAUGUGGCCCCUAUCGGCGCAAGUCUACAGUCCGUCCUUCAGUCCAGCGAGCUGCAGACAAUCUGCAACUUAGUUGGGUGGAUCACCAACGAGUACCUGCUCCCCGAAUACGACGAUGACGAAACGCCGUUCGUGAGCCGCUGCCGAGAAUUGGCAGCGAGACUGCUCGCUGAACAUCUCUGGGCCUUUACCGACGCCGCUUUCGAGGCCGAGGUUGCGAAGUCGAUAUUGAAAGCUACCGUCAGUCCUGAUGCGCUCAAGAUUGAGCCAGUAACCAACGGUGACAUCUCCUCAAACGCCUUCCCUCCUGUCAAACGGGCCCUCGAGCUUCUUAUCAUGUUUGACCAAUCGAUGCCGAAGGAACGAUGUCAACGCAGCAGCACCGUCAUCUUCAAGAUCAUCAAAGAGUCCAUCGCCUCGCUCCAGCGCGCCGAAGGCCGGAUUAAAUCCACCAAGAAUGGCACAGAUCCCGACCUAUUCAUGAUCAAGAAUCUCCUCAUUCUCAAAAACGAGCUCAUGACGCUCGAGAUAGGCGACGUGCGUGGCCAGGCCUCCACCGGGGGUGCCGGCGCCUACUUGGGCGCAGGAAACCUGCAGCACUUCACGCAGAUCUGGGACACAUUCCGUCAGCAGUACCCGCUCGGCGGCCUGCUGAGCAGCUUCGGAAGUCUGUCCACCUACAUUCCGGGCUCCUCGUACUGGACGUCGAGGUCAAGCACACCCGCUCCUGGUGGAACACCCGCGCUUGGUGGUGGCGGUCCUGCCACAACAACAAGGCUGGGUGCUGCUGCUGGAGGAGGGGCAGAGGUGCAUGAUGCGAGUGAGCAGUUGGAUGGGCUGCUGCGCCAGAGUAUCUACGCGUUUACGAGGCGGUGGGCUGGGGUGCUGAACGAGGCUCGCGCUGUCGGAGGAGGAGGGGCUAAUAAGCUGGGUGGGAAGAACCUUGGCAAAAUUGAGAGGGAGCUAGAUGAGAUGCUCGAACGCGCCUUUGGUGGGCAGCCCGAGGUCGUGGGGAAGCUGAAGGAGGCGAUCGAGAUUGAGGCGCAGGUGCAGGUGCAGGCGCAGGGAGAGAAGAGAAACUACAUUACGAGAGUGUAGCGCGCGCUUUAGACAUGGCACGGCUAAGGCAUAGGAUUCAUCAUCAAGUAGAAAUUGUUUUAUGGUCUCUGCCUCUGAAACGAAGCGUCCCUCUCGCUGAGCCGACUCGUACAAUAAAUACUACCUAG